This is a messenger RNA of Ambispora leptoticha, 534 nucleotides long. The record is from the annotation of a GenBank genome assembly. Lineage: Eukaryota; Fungi; Glomeromycota; Glomeromycetes; Archaeosporales; Ambisporaceae.
AUGAUCAAGAUUUGGUCAAUCAAAAAAGAUAACGCGCAAGCCGAGAAAAAGAGACCUAAAGUUAGUGCUGCUCAGAUUCGUGUGCAAAAGGACUUGACUGAACUGGCACUUCCUGACACGAUGCAGAUGAUUUUCCCCGAUGAAUCAGAUUUGCUCAAUUUCAACCUGUCUAUAAAGCCAGAUGAAGGUUUUUAUAAAGGUGGCGUCUUCAAAUUCACAUUCAAUAUAAACAACAAUUAUCCUCAUGACCCACCAAAAGUUCGGUGCAUUCAAAAGAUUUAUCAUCCUAAUAUCGAUCUUGAAGGGAAUGUAUGCUUGAAUAUUCUUCGUGAAGACUGGAAACCUGUGUUGAAUCUUAACUCGGUCUUGGUAGGACUGCAGUAUCUAUUCUUAGAACCUAAUGCAGAUGAUCCACUCAAUAAAGAUGCCGCAGAAGAUUUGAGAAUGAACCGGAAAAAUUUCGAAUACAAUGUAAAACAAUCGAUGAAGGGAAAAGAUGUGAAAGGAAUCUAUUUUGAAAAUGUUUUGGCUUAA